Molecule: messenger RNA, 279 nt
Organism: Lentinula edodes (shiitake mushroom)
Lineage: Eukaryota; Fungi; Basidiomycota; Agaricomycetes; Agaricales; Omphalotaceae
Exons: 2
Source: RefSeq, a predicted model, not a curated record
CGACGACCAACACCAUUCAUUGGAUUUGAUGAUAUAAUCCGCCCGUACCCACCAAUCCACAGAGAGCUCAUCAACUUUCCACAAAUUAUACAGCGUGUCGACCGGGAGGAUGUCAAUCUAGUUUAUGAUGAUGAUCCAUUUGCAUUUAUGACACGCAAGGGCCGAGUUUCACCUGAAACUCAAGUUGUUGAAAUUUCAUCAAAGGUUUCCACAAUAGUUCAAUUUCGGGCCAUAGACUAUGGUAUGGAGCAUUGUGAGCUUUGUAUUAAUUACCCUGCA